Messenger RNA from Tuber melanosporum (Perigord truffle), 1425 nucleotides. RefSeq lists its product as uncharacterized. The coding region runs from base 46 to 1425 and encodes 459 amino acids. The transcript is spliced from 5 exons. The record is from RefSeq and is a predicted model, not a curated record. Gene Ontology annotation, biological process: tRNA processing. Gene Ontology annotation, molecular function: flavin adenine dinucleotide binding; tRNA dihydrouridine synthase activity. NCBI's taxonomy places the organism in Eukaryota, Fungi, Ascomycota, Pezizomycetes, Pezizales, Tuberaceae.
GACUCCCAUCAACGCCACCAACCCCCCGAGCCGAUCCAAAUGACAAUGGAUGAAGAGAGUGAGAUACCUGCCAGGGAAGUGGUGCAUUAUCCAUUAAAGUUGUUCGACCUUGCAAAGAGCGCAGGGAGGGUGUUGUAUGUGCAAGCUCCGAUGGUUAGGUAUAGCAAACUCCCUUUUCGGGCUCUAGUGAGGGAUUAUGGGGUUGAUUUAUGUUAUACCCCUAUGGUGAGUUUAAAAAGGCUUUACUGGAUUGCAUCUGCUAAAAAGCUUCUACUAGAUUUCACAACAAAUGCAUCAGACCGUCCCUUAAUUGCCCAAUUCGGGGCCCACUCCUCUAUAGAUUUUUCCCGAGCCGCUGAAUUGGUAAAGCCGUACACGGACGGCGUGGACCUGAACUGUGGCUGUCCGCAAUCAUGGGCCAUUCAAGAGGGUAUCGGGUGUAGGUUGAUGCAGCAGCCGCAGCUAGUGAAGGAAAUGGUGCGUGCAGCAAAGGAUCGGUGCGGUGAGGACUUUUGCGUGUCGAUUAAAAUCAGGGUUCAUCAUGAUUUGCGAGAGACUGUGGAUUUUGUUAAGAUGGUGGAGAGUUCUGGGGUCGACUAUAUUACUAUUCAUGGAAGGAGGCGGUCACAGAGGAGUAGUGAGCCAGUGAAUUCGGAAGCCAUCGCACUGGUUAAGAGCCUUGCAGGGGUGCCAAUUGUGGCUAAUGGGGAUGUGUUCAGUUUGGGGGACGCCGAGAGGAUUGUGGGGAUUACGGGAGUGGACGGAGUUAUGGCUGCCCGUGGCCUAAUGGAAAACCCGGCUUUGUUUGCUGGUUUUAAGAAAACACCUUGGGGAGCAGUUGAACGAUUUCUGCACUACAACGCGAAUUAUGGACCUCUCCCGUACCAGCUCGCUCUGCACAAUGUCGGUGAGAUGUUGCGGGAUAUGAUGACCAAGAAGGAAAGGGCAGAGAUGACCAGAAAUUCUGGCUCCAUUGUUGAAAUACUGAAUUGGUUAAAGCAAAGGGGAAUUGGUAGGAUAUAUGCUAGAAGCAGGGUUUGGAAAGGGAGUAAAAAUGGAGAGAAUAUCAUCGCGACUCGAAUUCUGAAAACCAGCCUGUCUUCUAGAGCAUGUGACGGAUUUUGGGUUAAUCCCAGUCCCCGGAGUUACGUCCGCAAUACUACAACAGGUACCCGAGUACUUAAUUACAAGUAUGAAAAGAAAAGAAAAUCUCUGCUGGCCCUUUUCUUCGGGCAUCACCACAGGUCCGAUUUAUCCAAGAGGGAACUAACUACGAGUAUAACCAACACGCUCUAUCAAACUUGGAAUUCCCUCAUAAGCACUCCUAAUGGCGCCACCAUAGCUAGAAAUCUAAGAAAGAAAGGGGCGAACGACGUUCUGCCAACGCCUUUGAAGGAGGGCAUGCCUUUGGCGCUGUGCUUUUAG